Molecule: messenger RNA, 507 nt
Organism: Oncorhynchus mykiss (rainbow trout)
Lineage: Eukaryota; Metazoa; Chordata; Actinopteri; Salmoniformes; Salmonidae
Source: RefSeq, a predicted model, not a curated record
CUUAGCUUCGUCUUCAUAAGAGGGAAAGGGCUCUCCACCCCCUCAUUCGUUUGUGAGAAGCAGCGAGACAUCAGCAUCAUGCCCGAGCCAGCAAAGUCCGCGCCCAAGAAGGGCUCCAAGAAAUCCGUCACCAAGACCGCAGGGAAAGGCGGCAAGAAACGCCGAAAGUCGAGGAAGGAGAGCUACGCCAUUUACGUGUACAAAGUCCUGAAGCAGGUCCACCCCGAUACCGGCAUCUCCUCCAAGGCCAUGGGAAUCAUGAACUCGUUCGUGAACGACAUCUUCGAGCGUAUCGCCGGAGAGUCGUCUCGCCUGGCCCACUACAACAAGCGUUCCACCAUCACCUCCAGGGAGAUCCAGACCGCAGUGCGCCUGCUGCUCCCCGGAGAGCUGGCCAAGCACGCAGUGUCCGAGGGCACCAAGGCCGUGACCAAGUACACCAGCUCCAAGUAAACAGCCCAUUUGGAGUGCUGUAGUAACCCAAAGGCUCUUUUAAGAGCCACCCAA